Oryza brachyantha (malo sina) is the source of this 2328-nucleotide messenger RNA. Its product is annotated as CRS2-associated factor 1, chloroplastic-like. Gene Ontology annotation, molecular function: RNA binding. Gene Ontology annotation, biological process: Group II intron splicing. NCBI's taxonomy places the organism in Eukaryota, Viridiplantae, Streptophyta, Magnoliopsida, Poales, Poaceae. The transcript is spliced from 5 exons. Bases 151 to 2241 code for a protein of 696 amino acids. The record is from RefSeq and is a predicted model, not a curated record.
UUUGUUUACUCCGAUUUCAGCCCCAGCUCCGGCGCCCAAUCCACUGCAAGUGACGGCGGACCUCGACGCCGGCCGCCACAACCGUUCUCCAUAGCCGAUGUUACCGUGUGGCUGGAGGAUAUAAUCCUCUGACUCGUGUUCCGUCCACCCAUGGCAACUCGCUCCCUCCUCGCCCAAGCCCAGUACCCCAGCCCACGGCUCCCCUCCAACCUUCGGCCCUCCCUCUCCCACCACAAGCAACCUACUGCCGUCGCCAAGCGCCGCCGAGCCCCAACCCCCUUCCAUCCGGCCUUCUCUGCUGCCGUCCGCGGCCGUCCAAAGAAAAUCCCAAUCCCGGAAAGCGGCGAGCCAGCCGCCGGCGUCCGCGUCACCGACCGUGGCCUCGCCUACCAUCUAGACGGCGCGCCCUUCGAGUUUCAGUACAGUUACACGGAGUCACCGCGCGCGCGCCCCGUCGCGCUCCGCGAGGCCCCGUUCCUGCCGUUCGGGCCUGAGGCAACUCCGCGCCCAUGGACAGGGAGGAAGCCGCUGCCCAAGAGCCGCAAGGAACUCCCUGAGUUCGACUCCUUCGUGCUGCCGCCGCCAGGCAAGAAGGGGGUGAAGCCCGUGCAGUCUCCGGGGCCAUACCUCGCCGGCAUGGAGCCAAGGUAUCAAGCAACGUCCAGGGCGGAGGUCCUCGGGGAGCCUCUGUCAAAGGAGGAGAUCGACGAGCUCGUCAAGGCGACCCUCAAGACCAAGCGGCAGCUAAAUAUCGGUAGGGACGGUCUAACGCAUAAUAUGUUGGAGAACAUUCAUUCGCAUUGGAAGAGGAAGAGAGUGUGCAAGAUAAAAUGCAAAGGUGUAUGCACGGUUGAUAUGGAUAAUGUCUGCCAGCAGCUAGAGGAGAAAGUUGGAGGAAAAGUAAUUCAUCGUCAGGGGGGUGUGAUAUUCCUCUUUCGUGGUAGAAACUACAAUUACAGAACUAGGCCAAGUUAUCCACUUAUGCUCUGGAAACCCGCUGCACCAGUCUACCCUCGAUUGGUUAAAAAGAUCCCAGAUGGCUUAACUCCAGAUGAGGCAGAAGAUAUGCGCAAGAGAGGACGUCAGUUACCACCAAUAUGCAAACUUGGUAAAAAUGGUGUUUAUCUUAACCUUGUGAAGCAAGUUAGAGAAGCAUUUGGAGCAUGUGAUCUUGUCCGGGUUGAUUGCUCAGGUCUCAAUAAAAGUGACUGCAGAAAGUUAGGAGCUAAACUUAAGGAUCUAGUUCCCUGUACCUUACUGUCAUUUGAGUUUGAACAUAUACUGAUGUGGAGAGGAAAUGAUUGGAAAUCAUUUCUUCCUCCAUUAGAAGAAAAUAAUUUUGAAGUGGCACACGAGCAGAUUUUGAAUAGUGAAGUUGCAGAUUCUGGAAGUGCUCUGAUCCCACUUGAGCUGGUCAAUAACGCCAUGUCUCUCAAGAAUAGUAACUUGGUUGAAGGUAAAGAAAAAGUGGAAGAUUCCAUGAAGUAUAGUCUUGAAAAUGGUAUGACUUUGGAUCCUGUGGGUGCAAACCCUGGAGUACACAAUUCUGUGGGUGUAGAUGGAACUGAGUUCUCAGCUGUUGCCCCAUUUGAAUUUUCUCCUUCAAAUCCAGCAAGUGAUUUAGGUCCAUCUCAAAGGUCGGCACUACAUUGUAAAAGUGUCCUAUUGGACAAGAGUGAAAAUGGAGAACUGGUUGAGAUGUACUCUGGUAGCAGUGGAAGCUCAGAACAAUCUUCAGAUGUACCGGAAGCUUUACCUCAACUAAUUGGAAGCAGUGAAGAGAUUCAUGAGUUGGAAACUAUGAGAAGAAACAGGGAACAGUUAAAGGGCAGCGAUGGUGUUAACAGUGGUUCCAUAGUGCCUUCGUACAUGGAAGUAAUUUUACUCCUUUUGAAACAGGCCGUUGACAGUGGCUUGGCACUUGUUCUGAAUGUGAAUGAGUUUUCUGAUGCUGAUGAUGUUUACCAAAAAUCUGUUGCUUUUGCAAAGAGAGCUCCACGAUACCCAGUAUUCCGGCAUACACCAAGGAAGUCCCAUGGUGCCCGGAAAAAUGAACCAGCCAAGAAUAUAAGGAUAAAUAAGGAUCUUGAAGAGAAUAAAGUAUCUGAUCAUGUCAGAAAGAAAGAUAAUGUUAUGGGAGCAUCAGGAAUGCACAGAAAUGAUCAUGCACAUGAGUUUUUAUCAGAUGUUGUUCCGCAAGGUACCUUAAGAGUAGAUGAACUUGCUAAAUUACUAGCUUAAAGGUAAUUAUUCCCUUAUUAACCGAAGGCCUGUUGCAUUAUCAUCCUUGAAUUCACGUGCAAAAUAUCCACAUGUACAUUGAUAUGG